AUGCGACUGCGGCUGCCAUGCUGGCUGCUGCUGGCCCUCCUGGCCGCGAAGCUCAGGCCAUUAGCUCUGAAUCGCUUGCUGCUGGAGCCGAGCGAACUUGUUGGCCGCCAAGCCCGUCUGGCACUCCAGGAUCGGCGCGCGGUGCACGUGGCCAAAGUGCUGCAACUGCGCGAUGGAGACACUCUGCGAGUUGGUAUUCUCGGCGGCGGCGCCGAUAACAAUGCCACAAUCCGAUGGAUAUGGCCGGCGGGUUCCGAGGGCACCUGGCGAUCCGACUCCGGAAAGCCCCGGCCGCCGCGCCUGGAGAUCGAGGACAUGCUCAAUGCCUUGGAAGACCAG
This is a messenger RNA of Symbiodinium sp. CCMP2456, 339 nucleotides long. The record is from the annotation of a GenBank genome assembly. Lineage: Eukaryota; Dinophyceae; Suessiales; Symbiodiniaceae.